GCGUGUGCUGGUUGACGUCGAUACGAGGUAGAUGCAUCAAGUUAAAUAAUUUGCUCCGAAGCGACACAUUUUUAUUGUGCGUGUCAAUCUUUUUGCCAAUAAAAUAUAGACUUUGUGAUGGUUAUUUCAUUUAAAUGUAAUUUUUACGUGGGAUAAAAAUUCAAAGUCACGUCGAUCCCAGCAACACUAUAUUCAUGCCAUUAUACCAAAUGACAGGAAUUUUACAAUGAUAUUUAUCGUGUAGUUGCCAAUAUAAUUAUUAUAUAGAUAGGUAUCAAGUAUAGUCAGAUGUAGGUACAUCACAGCGUCGAGCGGAGUGUGUUUUUGGAUAACUUUUUUUUCGUCGUCGUAUUUAUUGUCAAUAAUUUUUUAUCAUCUAUACUAAGUGAAGAGAUUAUUCAGCCACUUGUGUUGGUUAUGAUAUAAUACGCUAAUAAGUAUAUGCGCAGAGUUUCGCAACACGUCCAAAGCGAAUCGACGUCACGUUAUCGAUCCGCAAUCCUCUCGUAUAUGCAAAUAUACUUACGACGAGUAUACAUAUGCGUACAAACAUCUAUACAAUUCGUCUUUUACAUUAACUGAAACUGUGUACUACAUCGGUAAACGUGUUACGUGUCUUAUCGUCAGUACAAAGCACCACCAUUGACACUAACCAGUAUGAUUAUGAACACCGUCAAAGCUCUGCAGAGUUCUGCAAUCGUGCUAGCGAUCGUAUUCGUAGCGUCUUCAGCAUCGCAUUCUAGGAUUGGAUUCGAUAAAUACCAUAACCACAAAGAGAUGACUCAAUAUUUAAUAGAAAUAACUGAAGAAUUUCCCAAUAUUUCAUCGCUGUAUUCGAUUGGAAAUUCGGUUUUAAAACGUGAACUGUGGGCAGUUAAGUUAACUACUGCAACUGAACUUCUGGGUGUACCUAACAUCAAAAUAGUCGGCAAUAUACACGGUAAUGAGCCUGUAGGAAGAGAAAUCAUUUUACAUCUAAUUCAAUAUUUAUUGGAUAACAAUUCGAAAAACGAAGCAAUUAAAAAUCUGUUGCAAACCACCGUCAUUCACUUAUUGCCGAGUAUGAAUCCGGAUGGAUUCGAAAUGUCCAGGCCAUUACCUUGCCCUAACGAUGGAAUGCAUUUUUCAGGUUCUAGAAAUAACGCAAACACUUAUGAUUUGAAUCGAAAUUUUCCGGACAAGUUCAAUCCACACACAAAUCCACUGCAACCCGAAACCAAAGCAAUGAUAGAGUGGUUAAAAUCUGUACCGUUCGUAAUGUCUCUAAGUUUACAUGGUGGCGCUUUGGUCGCCAAUUUCCCUUACGAUGGUUCACCGGAUUCGAUACCAGGAAAGCUGCAGAAAUUAAACGAAACAUUGAAAAUCGUCGAUGUGUUUGAACUCUACGAAAUAUUUCGAAAUGGUUCUAAUUUAAACUAUGAUAGUAAAGACUGGGAGAGUUUAACACCAGACGAUGACGUAUUUCGAUUUUUAGCAAAACAAUAUGCUGACUUGCACCCAACUAUGCAUAAUGGUUUAAGCUGCGAAGAAGACUAUUUAAAAUUCAAAGAUGGCAUAACAAAUGGAGCUGCUUGGUAUCAAAUAAUAGGAAGCAUGCAAGAUUACAAUUACGUAUGGCACGGGUGUAUGGAAAUCACUUUGGAAAUGUCUUGUUGCAAGUAUCCACCAGCCACAUUAUUAGAACCUCACUGGAAAGAUCAUUUAAAGCCACUUUUGACAUGGAUGCGACAAGCGCAAAGAGGUAUUAAGGGUAUUGUCACGAACCGAAUAACUGGUAACCCAAUACCAAACGCCAUGGUUAGCCUCACGGAUCGUGAAAAUUAUGUCAACACGACCGUAAACGGAGAAUACUGGAAAAUACUACUUUCUGGUGUAUACAAAUUGCGUGUGAAAGCAAUUGGAUACCAUGAGAAAAUCGUACGAGUUAAGGUACCAGAGAUACCCAAGGAUCAAGAUCCUCAGCCGCAAUUGGUGAAUAUCCAGUUGGAACCGACGAAAAAGACGAUAGGUGACAGCAGCAGCACCGUAAGUGAUAACGAUCACUACAACACUUAUUGGGUGUUGGACGGUGACCGACACGGCGCAACGGAUCGGUUGGUGACGGCUGCCGAUAUGGAUGUCGUACUUCUUGAUACGGGUCGGCCGUUGGAUGACGUAAAAAAGUCGUCCGUCGACAAGCAUUUGUUAUCGGAGGUGGAUGCGGAGGUCGAGGACGACAACGAAAAUGACGACUACUCCGAUCGCAAUGGUAAAAUAUACGACAUCAUUCGGCUGCAAUCGAUGCAACCGCCGUUGCCCGUUCAGUCAUCGUCCUCCCGUUACGGUAACCAUUUUCCAUCUCACGUAACCAGCGUGGUAACAAUGCUGUGCCUAUUGCCGUUCUCGUAUUUCGUCGUCCACGUACUCUCGUGAUCGUCAUCAUCGAUGAUUAAAAUGUUAGCUUAACUUGCAUUAUAACAUCAUCGUACUCGUAUUCUUAGAUAAUAUUGUAAUUUAACUAAGUACACGAACUAAUACAACCUAAUGGUUGAUAGUUACAAAACUUGGUUGCGGCUAACGUACAGUUCAAUGUCCAUUGUAAGUUUAUAUUAUAAUGUAGCUACACGGGGAACGCACGAAAUAUCAAAAUCUUGGGGUUUACAAUAAUACGAUGUCCAAUAUAUGGCAAUAUCCAUCGUUUUCAAAUUUAUUAUACCUGGUGAUUAUUUUAACGUAGAAAACUCACAUUAAUUCAAUAACUAUUUAAAUUUUUGAAGAUAUUAUCUUUCAUGAUUUAAAAUCGUUAGCAUCUAUCUAUAAAUACAUAUAUACUAAUAACUUAAUUCAUUAUUUAUUAAUUUAUCAUUGAGUUAUAAUAAUACAGCUAAGAAUAAUCAUUGUCGCUUAUUGUUAUGAUGUUUGUACUGAGUUAUCCGUUUUAAGUAACACUCAUUAUUUUAGAAAGCUUUUGGUUUUUAAAAGAUUUGCUUUACUUAAUUUUAAGUCGUUAUUUAAAAGUUGAAACUAACAAAUUUAAAAAAAAAAUGAUAUUUUAUAAUUUUUUAUUGUUAUAUGGAUUUUAAGUUUUUUACAUUUUUAGACGAUGAUAUGUAUUUUAAUUUUAUACCUACUGCUCCUAAACACAAUAUACUUUUAAGUUAUAACUUAUAAGUAAGGCUCGGGUUUUAAAACAUAUGCUUCUUUUUUUAUAUAUGAGAAAAAAAUCAAAAUUGUAUGUAUAAAUUCGUUUCAUUUCAUUCUAAUUCCAAAUAAACCAAUUUAUUUUUUAUUUCUUCAGAUAUUUUUUAUGUAAAUGCUUUUUUCAGUUAUUUCAGCUAUAGAUUUUUUUAUAUGUUUAUUAAUUUAUUAUGCUACUAUAGUAAUAAUACAAAAUUGAAUUAAUAAGAAACGUAAAAACCUAGAAUGCUUUAUAUUAUUAUUAUUGUUUUCGUUAUCGGCUGGAUUAUUAUAUCUAGCUUGCAGUACCUAUACAGUAUACAGUCAGUAUGACUUUAACAUCGAUAUCGACCAUUUCAAAAUUUAAGAUUUAGUGUUGUAUUUUGAAACCUCUUGUAGAAGUAUGCACCGAUCAAUUCAGUGGAUAUAGAGAGUCGUAUUCCAUGUAUAAAAAUAUUCUGUCGGACAAUAUAUAGAAUCAGUUUUGCUACUGCAAAUUUUUAGAAAUACAUGGAAAUCAAUUCUUUUUUAGUUUAAAUUCUUUUUUCAAAUUUUUUAAAUUAUUUUUAUAACAGUUCGUGUUAAUUUUUGAUAAUGUUUUUUUUUUAAAUUAAAUAUACAUUUUUUUGCUUUUUUAGUUGCUUAUUAUGCUUUAAAAUUCGUGCCCUACUUAUAAGUAUUUAAAUUAUGGAUGUGCAAAGUAAUAAAUCAGCAUUUUGUAUAAUGACCACCUUUCGCCCGACUCCGCUCAUCUAAACUUUAAAUAUUUAACUAUUAUAAUUAUUACUCAUAAGCUAUUAGUCUAAAAUUUGGUUUUUAUGUAAUGAAUUACGUACUACUCAAAAUAAUUUGCUUUGCAAAUGAAAUUAAAUAAAUUAAAAAAAACUAUAACAUUAAGAAAUAGUAAUUAAUAUUUUAAUUAUACAAUAUUUUAAAGCAAAAAAUUAUCCGGAAUAUUUUGAUAUUAUGUUAAAUAAAAUUUUGGACGAAUAGUUUAUGUUAUAGCCUAUAGGUUUAGUCAAAUGCAAUAAAAAUACAGAGGUCCAAGCAAAAUGUUGGUUUAAUACUCCAUUUAAAUAACCUUGAAAAUUGAAAUACCUAUAAGUUAUAACCAUACUGUUACUCAUGUACCUACUGCUUUUUCUAAAUUUCCAUUAGUAUAUUUAAGUCACGUUAAAAUAUUAUGUAGCAAGUUUUUUUUUAUCAUUAUAUUAUAAUGUUUUGUUUUAUAAUAUUAACAUGGGUGUCAAAUGUCAAUCAUUAAUUUAAGAAAAUGUAACUUUUUUUAAAGUUGGAUUAUUUUUAGUAGGUGUAUAAUAUAAUAUAUACGAGGUACACGUUUAUGCAAUCAAUUAUCGUCUCUCAAGUAACACCUAUACAAUUGUUCUAUAAAUGCGUCCCACCGACUAUUUUAUAUUAAUGUGUUAUAUAAUAUAAUAUAUUAUAUUAUUGUGUUGUCAACUUUCAUUAUAUGUUUACUGUGUAUACAAUAACAAUUUUUUUAGUCUAACAUAUUAACCAUACUUUAUUGCAUCACAUAUCUAUGUAAAAUUUGCAUACAGACCGAAAAGUUGUUUAGCCGUUCUCGAUGAACGUUUCGCGUGCGACGAUUUAUUGCUUUAAAAAAUUACAAAUACGGAAAAUAUCAAUACUUACUUUUUAUCUUUUUAAAUCAAUUUUCAUUUCAUUUCGGUCCUUAAGCGUUUAAUUUACGUUUUUAUGAUUAAAAUAGUACAUAUUAUAAGUAAUAUUUAUGUGAUUUGUAAACAGCAUAGUACUAUUUACUUAACUAACUACUACUUUUUGUCAGUGAAAUAUUUUGUCGGUUUAUAUACUGCAGUGUGGCACUAUAUUUUAAGUUAUAUUUACUGUGUAUAUAAUUCCAUUCGACAGAGUUUUUUCGUGUCCGGCGGUUAUUGUCUUGUUGACCUACUACUACUACUAUUAUUAUUAUUAAUGUUCUUAAAUAUUCCGUGUAUGUUUUUGUUUACCAGCUAUAUGUAAGAUUGAACUUUAACUUUUGAUGUAUGUGCAUAUUUUUUAAUCUAUAUUCUAUACAAACUAACGUAGCUUACACGAUUAAAAAUCUGAUCACUGAUAUAAUAUUUUAUACGUUUUGCGUGCCUAUUAUAUUUUAACAGGGGUGGCCAAACUUUUUUUGGUCACGAUCUACUAAAAAUGUACUUCACCUUUGAGGAUCGACUUCCAUAUAAUUUUUUUUAUUAUUAUUGAAUAACUAUAAUUAUUAAGAUACAUAUAGGGCGAGUGGCUCUAAAAAUAAAUUCUAACACAAUCGACUUUGAAAUAGUCCAAGAUCGACUGUUUGGCCGUCCCUGAUAUAUAAUAUUAUAACGUGGUCUUUGAAUUUUGUGCGGCGUUCAUAUUAUACGAAAUAUUUUAAACUACUCGCACAUUAAAAAUCAAAGCAUCCAUACAACUAUUCGAUUACAAUAUUUGUAAUAUUUAUAUUUUAUUAUACUAAUAAUUAAUAAAUAAUAAUAUAAUUAUAUUAA
This is a messenger RNA of Aphis gossypii (cotton aphid), 5669 nucleotides long. Its product is annotated as carboxypeptidase D-like. Gene Ontology annotation, molecular function: zinc ion binding; metallocarboxypeptidase activity. Gene Ontology annotation, cellular component: cell surface. Gene Ontology annotation, biological process: proteolysis. The record is from RefSeq and is a predicted model, not a curated record. Lineage: Eukaryota; Metazoa; Arthropoda; Insecta; Hemiptera; Aphididae.